AUUCUCUCAUACUCCGAGGAAUUCAAUUCUUUCCCUCUUUCAACCUUCAAUUUCUACUAGUUGUUGUCAUUAUUCCAAUGCAAUUACUCAACCUCUGAUCAGAUCUAACCAGAUUUCUUUUGUGGGUUUUGGGUUUCUGGUGUUUUGAAGCUCGGAGGUCUCACAGAUUCAGCAAUGGUGGCCGAGCCUUGGUUAUUGAGGAUGGGGAGUCAGAUGAGUUCGAAUCUCAAGCACGCUCUCCUCUUGGAAUCAUCUUCCAAACCAUCCGCUAAGAACAAGCAAGAAAUUCGCAAUAAAACCCCGGAAACAAUCGGAAUCCUCUCGUUUGAGGUUGCGAAUGUGAUGUCUAAAACGGUACACCUCUACAAAUCCCUAACCAAUUCCGAGAUCUCCAAAUUGAAAAACGAGAUUCUCAAAUCUGACGGCGUCAAAGCCCUAGUUUCCUCCGACGAGACCUACCUUCUAGACCUCGCGCUUUCGGAAAAGCUCGACGACUUGAGCUUCAUCGCCGGCGUCGUUUCCAGGCUCGGGAAGAAGUGUACAGUCCCACAACUCCAAGGGUUUCAGCAUGUUUACGGUGAUAUAGCCAGUGGAGCAAUUGAUGUGGGGGAACUAGGGUUUCUAGUGAAGGAUAUGGACGCAAUGGUGCGAAAAAUGGAGCGCUAUGUUAAUUCGACAGCUAGCCUCUACAGCGAAAUGGAGGUUUUGAAUGAUUUGGAGGUUGCGACGAGCAAAUUCCAGCAGAAUCAACACGAAGAAAGCCGGAAAGUUUUCGAGCAGAAAGUGAUUUGGCAGAAGCAAGAUGUGAGGCAUCUCAAGGAUGUUUCCCUCUGGAAUCAAACUUAUGACAAAAUCGUGGAGAUGCUAGCAAGAACAGUAUGUACCCUUUAUGCUCGAAUUUGUUUCGUUUUCGAUGAUACAAUUUCAAGAAGAGAGAUGUUCUCCAAUAGUUCUGUUUCGAUUUCGGGUACAAAUUUAAAUUCCUGUAGAAGUUUAGCUCAAAAUUCAUGUCAAAUUGAUGCUGGUAGUGCAAAAUCUGGUGGUGGUUUUAGUAAUUCAGGGUUUAUAGAGAAGAGGGUAGUUAGGGUUAGGCCUCCAAUUGGAUCAAGAAAGGGGGAAUUAUCUCUGUUUAAAGCAGAAGACUUUAAUUUUGCUUGUGGGUUGGGACCAGGGAGAUUGUUCAUGGAAUGCCUAAAUAUCAACAGUUCUGUUUCGAAGAUGAAUGAUUAUGAUGAUGGGUCUGUUCGAAAAGGUGAUGAUCGAAGCAGUCAGAUUUCUGGUUCUUGUAGUAUCUCAAGUAGUGUAAGGAGAGAGAUGCCAAAUCAUUCUGGUUUUCAGAGUCGGAUUCCGAUGAUUGGAGAACAAAAACGGUUUAAAUGCAAUGUGAUGAGCACCUCCAGAACCGCUCCAAAAAGCCGACUAAUGGUUCAAGCUCCUCCCAACACCAUUGGAGGCUCGGCUUUAGCAUUGCAUUAUGCUAACGUUAUAAUCGUGAUUGAGAAAUUGCUUCAAUACCCACAUUUAGUUGGUGAAGAAGCUAGAGAUGAUUUGUAUCAAAUGUUACCAACGAGCUUGCGAUUGGCUUUAAAGAUGAGCUUGAAGUCUUACGUGAAAGAUUUGGCAAUAUAUGACGCCCCUCUUGCCCAUGAUUGGAAAGAUAGGCUCGAUGAGAUUCUGGCGUGGCUUGCGCCUUUGGCACACAACAUGAUUCGGUGGCAAAAUGAAAGGAAUUUUGAGCAACAACAAAUCGUUUCAAGAACCAACGUCCUUCUUUUGCAAACAUUGUAUUUUGCCGAUAGAAGAAAGACAGAAACAGCCAUAUGCGAGCUUCUUGUGGGGUUGAAUUAUAUAUGUCGCUAUGAACAUCAACAAAACGCCUUAUUGGAUUGUGCAAGCAGUUUCGACUUCGAUGACUGCUUGGAGUGGCAAACACAAUACUGAUGUUGGAUUUGUGACGGUGAGUUUUUCUGUUUCUCUGAAUUCAUUGCUUCCAAAACUGUUUGAUUUAUAAGAUAGGUGAGAUACAAGUAGCCCAAGAUGAUGUGAAUACGGGAGUUUUUGGCUUUCUAGAAAUUUAUAAUCAUUGUAUGGAUCGAGUUGUUUUAUGUACUUUAUUGCAAGGCGUAUGUCUUCUUCGCCUUUGAAGUACAUAAUUUAACUUGAUAGACAAUUGACCUUCUUCAAAUGUGCAAUGUAUUCCAGUGUUUCCCGGUUAAUUUCUAGUGUUCGCUGUGUUAAAGCUUUCAAAUUUGAUCGA
This is a messenger RNA of Cynara cardunculus var. scolymus (artichoke), 2257 nucleotides long. RefSeq lists its product as uncharacterized. The transcript has a single exon. Gene Ontology annotation, biological process: positive regulation of growth. Lineage: Eukaryota; Viridiplantae; Streptophyta; Magnoliopsida; Asterales; Asteraceae. The record is from RefSeq and is a predicted model, not a curated record. Bases 175 to 1941 code for a protein of 588 amino acids.